This is a messenger RNA of Phyllotreta striolata, 2241 nucleotides long. NCBI's taxonomy places the organism in Eukaryota, Metazoa, Arthropoda, Insecta, Coleoptera, Chrysomelidae. The record is from the annotation of a GenBank genome assembly.
UUGACCUCGUAUAUAACCGGCCAUUGCUUCGUUUCCCUCAAUUUGAUUGCAGUCGUUGCUGUAGUAUACACGUAAUUUAAGUAUUUAUAGAAGUAUUGUCUGCAACUAUUUAAUUUAAGAUGGCUAAAGCUCCAGCUGUUGGUAUUGAUUUGGGUACAACCUACUCGUGCGUGGGUGUAUUCCAACAUGGUAAAGUAGAAAUUAUCGCCAACGAUCAAGGUAACAGGACCACGCCGUCCUAUGUGGCUUUUACCGAUACCGAGCGUCUUAUCGGAGACGCCGCCAAAAACCAAGUAGCUAUGAACCCCAAUAACACAAUUUUUGAUGCCAAACGUCUUAUUGGGCGUCGAUUCGACGACAGCGCCGUACAAUCAGACAUGAAGCACUGGCCAUUCGAAGUACUCAACGACGGCGGCAAGCCCAAAAUUAAAGUUGCUUACAAAGGCGAAGACAAAUCUUUCUAUCCCGAAGAAGUCAGUUCCAUGGUGUUGACGAAAAUGAAGGAAACCGCCGAAGCUUACCUUGGAAAGGGCGUCACCAACGCUGUUAUCACAGUACCUGCAUACUUUAACGAUUCUCAACGUCAGGCCACCAAAGACGCCGGUACCAUUGCCGGUUUACAGGUUUUGCGUAUCAUCAACGAACCCACUGCCGCUGCUAUCGCUUACGGUUUAGACAAAAAGGGCCAGGGCGAAAGGAACGUCCUUAUCUUCGAUUUGGGUGGUGGUACCUUUGAUGUGUCCAUCCUCACCAUCGAAGACGGUAUUUUCGAAGUAAAAUCUACCGCCGGAGACACUCACUUGGGAGGUGAGGACUUCGACAACAGAAUGGUCAACCAUUUCGUUCAAGAAUUCAAGCGCAAAUACAAGAAAGAUCUUACGUCCAACAAGCGCGCCCUGCGUCGUUUGAGGACCAGCUGUGAAAGGGCGAAACGUACUCUGUCGUCUUCGACCCAAGCUAGCAUCGAAAUCGAUUCUCUGUUCGAGGGUAUCGAUUUCUACACGUCCAUUACCAGGGCUAGAUUCGAGGAAUUGAACGCCGAUCUCUUCAGAUCUACAAUGGAACCUGUAGAAAAGGCCAUCAGAGAUGCUAAGAUGGACAAGGCUCAAGUUCACGAUAUUGUGUUGGUUGGAGGUUCCACCCGUAUUCCGAAGGUACAAAAACUCUUGCAAGACUUCUUCAAUGGCAAGGAACUGAACAAAUCGAUCAACCCCGACGAAGCCGUAGCUUACGGUGCUGCCGUACAGGCCGCCAUCUUGCACGGAGACAAGUCCGAGGAAGUUCAAGAUCUGUUGUUGCUCGACGUUACUCCCCUAUCUUUGGGUAUCGAAACCGCUGGAGGUGUCAUGACUGCUCUUAUUAAAAGAAACACCACUAUUCCCACGAAGCAAACUCAAACAUUCACCACGUACUCCGACAACCAACCCGGUGUGCUCAUUCAGGUAUACGAAGGUGAGCGUGCAAUGACCAAAGACAACAAUCUCUUAGGAAAAUUCGAACUUACCGGUAUCCCGCCGGCGCCGAGAGGUGUUCCUCAAAUCGAAGUCACCUUCGAUAUCGAUGCUAACGGUAUUUUGAACGUGACUGCUAUUGAAAAAUCCACCAACAAGGAGAACAAAAUCACCAUUACCAACGACAAAGGUCGCCUUAGCAAAGAAGACAUCGAAAGGAUGGUUAACGAUGCCGAGAAAUACAGGAACGAGGAUGAGAAACAGAAACUGACCAUUGCGGCUAAAAAUCAUUUGGAAAGUUACUGCUUCAAUGUAAAGAGCACCAUGGAAGACGACAAAAUCAAGGACAAGAUCAGCGACACCGAUAAGACUACCGUUAUGGAGAAAUGCAAUGAGGUUAUUGCUUGGUUGGAUGCCAAUCAAUUGGCCGAAAAAGAAGAAUACGAACACAAACAAAAGGAAUUGGAGAACAUCUGUAAUCCAAUCAUCACUAAGCUUUACCAAGGAGCCGGUGGUGCUGCUGGAGGCAUGCCUGGUUUCCCGGGAGCCGGUGCCGCGCCUGGUGCUGGAGGUGCCGCUGGUGGCGGUGCUGGACCGACCAUUGAAGAAGUUGAUUAAAUUAUUUGAAUAUGUUUCAUUCCAAAUGUUUUUUUGUUUUGUUUUUGCCAGUAUUACUUGCAGACAUAGCUUUUCAAAUUUACUUUUUUUACCUAUAAUUUAAUUUUACAGUCCUUUGGAAACACGUUAAAAUUACUGCAGUAAUGUUCUUAUGAAUAAAGUCAAAUUCAUU